Molecule: messenger RNA, 1026 nt
Organism: Debaryomyces hansenii CBS767
Lineage: Eukaryota; Fungi; Ascomycota; Pichiomycetes; Serinales; Debaryomycetaceae
Exons: 1
Coding region: 1-1026 (341 amino acids)
Source: RefSeq, a predicted model, not a curated record
AUGUCGUCAUCAGUAACGACAAGUUCCACUACAACUCCUGCUUAUGCUAAAAGGAAAUUGGAAUUGGUUCCGUUCAAUAGUCAAUUAGAAAUCAUCGAUAAGGCUAUUUUAAAUCUUUCCAAGAUGCUGCUGAAUUCUAAUCAAUAUAUCAACGUUCACCGCUCUGGUUACAAUAAUAACAGUGGUAAUAAUAACCCCCACAACCACUCAAGUAAUCAGAAUCUGCAAAACAAGUAUGCUUUAGCUGCGGUUGCAGCGGCUGCUGCUGUUCAACAACAACAGCAAAAUUAUAUGCUUCAACAACAAUCCCAUCAACAAUCUCAACAACAGCAAUAUAAAGAUAUCAAUCCAUAUGUGUUCCAUGCGCAGGGUAUGAGCUUCAAUAAAGACCAAGGGGAAUUGUCCUCUUCCUCCUCAUUGAUGUCAGAGAAAAGUGCUCCAUUACCCUAUGAUUUUCAGAAUAAUUUCAUUACAUCAAACGGUAGUAACAAUUCGGUCUCAUCUCCCACGGCUGGGCCGCUAAAUCAACUGCCAGCUAUUGAUCCACAAAAUCAUGCACUUCAAUCACAUCUUCAGCCUCAACUUCAAAAUCUUUCUCAGCCUCGAAUGCCUGGUUUUAUUUUUGAUCCUAUGGCUUCUGAUAAUAGCAAAAUCAAGUCCAGCUCACCAACUUCGUUGCAAUCUCAAGCUACGGCAUCAUCGAGUAAGGCUAGUAACAAUUCACCUCCAAACUUAUUCUUGUCCACUUCAAGUUCAGGAGCAAAUGCUGUAAAUUCAGUUAACUCCAAUAAUCCUGUUACAACCAACUUUUUGGAGUCACCAUCUUUAUUAUCAGGUGGUAAAAAUAUUUCAAGCAACUGGCCUGUUAAUAGCUCAAAUACAAACGCUAUUAAUCAUUCUUCAAUUUGGGGUGCUAACCCUUCUACGUCGUCUUCAUCUAUGAUGCCUUCUAAUUUUGCAAAUUUAGAUUCUAAAUCUGAAAGUAAGAUUUCUAUUCAAAAUAACUUUGGUGGCUCAAUGUGGUGA